Messenger RNA from Astrephomene gubernaculifera, 3607 nucleotides. Lineage: Eukaryota; Viridiplantae; Chlorophyta; Chlorophyceae; Chlamydomonadales; Astrephomenaceae. The record is from the annotation of a GenBank genome assembly.
CUUUAAAUUAUGCACGCACCGCUGUCCGCUUUCUACGUGAUUAGAACCUAAUGGCAGAGUAAUUGUGAUUAGCAAUUAUAUAGCCGCGACUGCACCUAACCGUCCAGACAUCUUAACUUUUCAACACUGCACCCUACCUACGCGUGAGAGGGCAGUAUUCGGCUUAGUCGUUUUUAGUAGUAGGCGACAUACGAUAUGGGCAAGCGGAAGGGUGGUUCAAAGCCACCGCCGAAGAAGCAGCGCCCAAAGUUGGAUACCGUGUUCUCUUGCCCAUUCUGUAAUAGCAGCAAGUCAGUAUCUAUCAACUUCGAUCGUGACAUGGGGAGGGCGACGGCAAAAUGUUCCCAAUGCAGCCAAAAGUACGAGAGCCGCUGCACGCCACUGACGGACGCAGUCGACGUGUAUCACGACUGGCUCGACUCGUGCGAGGAGGCCAACAAGUGAGACGCUGCCUCUGGGCAAUGCGUGCUACACGUCAGCGAUCCACGAUCACCUACGACUGCUAUGUACAGCGCUGUAUUUGUAUGUUUGGAGAAAUGGCGAAAAUGACGGACAGUUGCGAGACGUGCGCCGUGGUUGAGCAAGGAUAGGUUCUGCUCGAUGUCCACGUUGAAGCGCCGCUCCCAUCCAGUAGCUAUGCAUGCUAGCUUUAUAUUAUGGAUGGACUUUGGUGAAGAGUCGCGGAAGAAGCGGGCUGUGAAUAAUUUCGCCGUGUCCUGGCGGGAACAUGCCCGUCAACUAGACACCCGGACUAGCAUGCGAACCGUCUAUUAUUUAUGCUCGGACGAACUUGCGAGUAGUGGGUGUUUGCUAAAUGGCUUUAGCGCUUGGCACUGACCGGUGCAAUUUUCCUUUAUGGUUUAUGGCCAUUGUGUGCCAAUGUGUUUAAGCAUUGCUCUUCGGAUAUACGCAUAUGUCCACGCUUGCUGUCUUUUAUGGAAAGCAUUCGUUGGGCGGCCAAUUGCUGUAAAUCCCAUCGGAUGUCGGUCGUUCACUCAUCUCGCCUUAGUUCCUCGCCUUAGCUCUCAAGUAUUUCAAUACCCAAUAGAUUAGGUGAGCAGGUAUUCUUUCUACCAGAAGAUCUACCUAAACGCACACAGGCGUAGUAUAGCUUGAGCCAUGUCGUCGUGUUUAGGGACUCAACGCAUCGUCACGCCUGCGACGCACGGGAGAGGCUUAGCAGCAUUUUCGUCGUCAUUAUUACCACAUGGUCCUGUGCCCCGUCCGUCGCAUCGCCGCUCCCCGGAGCAAGAGCAGCGGCGGACCCUAAGACGUCCUCAAGUCGUGGCGCUGAGCAGCGAAGUAGCCGUGCAGCAACCAAGUACAUCAGCCACCAGCAAAACAGUGCCAAAUUCGAGCGUAUGGGAAAUCGAUUUUUGCUCACGGCCUUUACUGGAUGAGCGUGGCAAGAAGGUUUGGGAGCUCCUAAUCUGCGACCCAGAGCGCAAUUUCGAGUACUCGGAGUACUUCCCAAAUAGCAAAAUCAAUAGCGGAGAGCUUAAACGCACAAUUGAGCGCAUCCUGGCCCAACCCGGAGCUGAGCGGCCAGAAAAGGCUCGGUUCUUCCGCAGCCAGAUGCAGACCAUCAUCACCAAGGCGCUUACAGACUGCCAGAUUAAGGCGGUUCCCAGCCGCCGCUGCUUUACCGUGAUGUCCUGGAUCGGCGAGCGGCUUGAGUCGGUGUACCGGCUCGACCCGCGCUACUCGGACAAGGCGCAGUCGCUGUUCCAACUGGACCUGGGGCCGCUGGAGGCGCUACCCGACGCGCUCCGCGGGGAGCAGUGGGCCUUCGUGCAGCUGCCGCUGGGGACGCUGCUGGGGAUGCUGCGCCGGGUGGAGGAGGCGGAGAUCUUCGGUGGUACCUUCUCCCUGGCCACCUCCGGGCUGCAAGACCUCCCCCGCGACAUGCUCAUACCGGGGGUGGUGGUGUUCAGUCGCCGGGCGCUGCCGCUGGCCGCCUGGACCAACGGGCUUGAGAUCGCCGCUGUAAAGGCGGACGUGCAGCGCUCCUGUCUGGUGCUGGAGACGGGCGUGAACCAACGGUGGAAAUACGGCAGCUGGAAGCCGAGUGAGGAGUCGGUUGGGGAGGCGGAGGGCUGGGAGCUGGCCAAGCAGGGAGUCAGCGGUGUCCACUUCCUGGCGGUGCAGCCCGACCCCGACUCGGAGGAGCUGACGGGGCUGUGGAUGCUUCGGGACUGCGAGCCGCCCUCAAUUUGAGUGGGACUGAAAAUUACCUAAACCUCUAAACCCGCUCACAUGGAGGGCGGUUUAAAGGUAGAUAAUCUGAGCGGGAGGAGGCAAAGGGGAGAAAGGAAUAGAACGAUGCUGAGGAUGACAGUGAGGAGCUGUGGCAGGGGCAGGGGGCGGGGUCAGGAGGCUUCAGGGUUAGGGAUUAGGUUAACUGAGCACGCGAAGAAACACUGAUUGGUUGGGGGGCGCUGAGGAUGCCGGAGGAAGCCACUAGGUGUAGCGCUGGCGGUGGAAGGCAACACGGUAGUAAAGGGGGACGUUAUCGCCCUGAGGGCUGCACGAAGGUAACGUUUUGUGCCCGCUCCGCCCCUGGUCCGUUGAGCGCGGAACCAAGCGGCAAAAGUCCUGAUGGCAUGGAGGGCAGCAUGCGAGGGCAGCAAGCUAAGACAGCCAGUAGCAGCUGGACAGGAGAAGAGAUAAGCGACAUUAAUGAGAGUGUCGGAAGGUGGUGGUUUGCGCGUCAUUAUAGGCUUGACGACGAAUGCCGGUCCAUAGACGUCUGGUGUUUGGGCUUUUGUCAGGCACCUAUGCAUAAGGCCCAGCUGGGUACCGGUAUGCGUGUCAUUCGUGUGUGUUAAGAAAACUGGCCGCGAGUAGGUGUGCGUGUAGGAUUUUGUACCUCUUUGCCGUACGAGGAGGAAAGGUAAGAUGGGAUCUGGCUUGGAGGGGUUGUGGGCUAUGUAGCUAUUAACGUGUAGCUUUGCAUGGGGCCCGAGCAGCUAUACAAGUAAGGGGCUCAUUCGUUUGGGUGUUACUGCUUUUAAAGGCCGCCUUUUUGGUUUAGGGUUGCGCUUGGGAGCGUUCUGGCAUUGCACUGCCGUUGAUUCAAUGAACGAGUUAUAUGACGCUACCGUUUUCCGCUUUCUGUGGUACUGGUAUCUAAAUUUUAGGGAAUGACUUGGGCGGUAGUGGAGUAGUGGCAUCCACGCAGUCGUGGUGGUUGGGGACUGGAAGGCACCCCAUGCUGAUCGAGGUAUGGACCUUUUUGCUGAGAGAGAGUGAUGAGAGAUGUGUGCUUAUGCUACGGCCGGGGCUGUGGUGCAGACCGGCGCAAUGAGAGGGCAUGUGAGCAGUGGCAGGACGAGAGCAUACGUGCGCGGUGUACGGCUGGAGAGGACUUCAGAUGACAGAUUCUGCCGUCUGCUGCUCGAACUAAGUAUGACGCAAGGGGCAGCAAGGGACGCCCCGUAUCUUGCGGACGUUGCGCGACCCAUGGGGCUGUCGUAUACAAAGAUGCAUGAGCUGCAAGAUUGGCAGUUUUGGCUCACUGGCUACGAAACCUAUUGUGGGCAGGCGCAAGGUUUUAUUCUGGGGAGAGGGGCAUUUGUCAUCGACUGGGAAGCUCAUUGGGUGCAGG